This is a messenger RNA of Bombyx mori (domestic silkworm), 2268 nucleotides long. It is a transcript of the gene CPR100, whose product is annotated as cuticular protein RR-2 motif 100. Gene Ontology annotation, cellular component: extracellular matrix. The coding region runs from base 1633 to 2178 and encodes 181 amino acids. NCBI's taxonomy places the organism in Eukaryota, Metazoa, Arthropoda, Insecta, Lepidoptera, Bombycidae. The transcript has 6 exons. The record is from RefSeq and is a predicted model, not a curated record.
CAUUUCUAACAAUGCGCUCUCAUUCGGUGUAGUGAAUACGACUGACACGCUUUAUUAAAAAAAAGGUGAAAGGUUUGAGCCCAUCGGCUUUAUUCAGGACACACGCACCGACAAAUUACAUUCUCAACGCUUUAAAUAAACUAAUCAUAAAUAUUGCAUAAUAAGUGAUUUCUCUCUGUGAUUAGUCGACGUAUAUAAGUGUAGCAAUUUGCAUCCGGUUUCAAACACUUCCGAUGGCGAGUGCUGACAGCGUCUUCGGCAACAUGAUGCUUAGAAUAAUUAUUGCAGCAGCUGUCUUAGCCCUCAGCUUGGCUGAAAUUCAGAAUCAGUCACAAGAGUCUUCGAAACAAGCGAUUUCAUCGCAAAGUUUCACCCGAGAAGAUGUCCCUAUAUCUUAUAAAUUUACAGCUAUCCAUGCAGAUCCUGCUGUAAGACCAAUCGCUGAGACCACCCAAGGACAUCACAGACAAUAUGCACCAAUUCAGUAUGCACCGUUACAUCCAGGACUGCAAAACUUUCUUCCAAAUCAACACAUUGCGUUGACAGGAACUAACGCCCAAACGAACGUUGAAUGGAAUGGAAAUGACGGUAGCAGAAAAAUUAAUAAUUCUCCAGAAACAAAUAUAAAUAAACAGCAUUUGGAACCAAAAAAUCUUCAUGCAACAGCAAACAAUGUUCAAUUUGAGAAACAUGAAAAUUUUGUUCCGGGACAUAAUGUCGAAGUAUUGCAAUCCGUGGACAGUAAUCCUGUUCAUAAUACUGUGUACAGAAGUUCCAGUGAUGAUAUUGAAAAAUCGCCAAAAUUAAAUAAGAUCAAUUAUUUAAGGCAGUACAUUGUUCACCAACAUCCUGGAAUUGAAAUACAAACGGUAACUCAACCUACAAAAGGCUAUGAAUUGGAUAUUAGCACUCCCAGCCAAAAUUCUGCGUUAUACACACUGCUCGGUAAACACUAUUCCAGACCGAAUAUUUAUAGACUGAACGAAUCUCCACAGCAACACAUACCGGUGCCACAUCCAAAAAAUCACAAACUACACUUGAACGUCGCUCGUAUUUACGGAUUCUCCCAGCCCAUUGCCAAAGCGUUGCAAACAAAUUUAAUAUACCCGAGUCAUACAUAUGCUAUACCUUCAAAUAGUCAACUUAGGGACAUGAACAAAAAAACGCUACUUUUCCCUGUAAUCAAUCAAAGCCAACGCUACCUUGUCAGAACUGCAUAAUCUUGCUUAACUUAAUUAUAAAUGUACCCUCUGUAAAUAGUUCAAUAUUUUAUAGAAAUCACUUAGACAUUAGAAUUACAAUUUAUUUAUUGGUUUUAAACGUCCAUGUAAUUUGAAAAACAAACCCUUGAUUACUUUUUAAUUUAAAAUCCCUUUUGAAUUAUAAUUGCAAUAGGACGUUGAAUAUUAAAACUAGUAUUAGGCAAUUACAGCUAUUUCUAAACUAUGAACGAAAGUGACCCAAUAUGCGGACCAGUUCUGUCAACUACAAAUAAUAUUAUGACCUAAGGCAAGGUCACCUAGUCAAGUUACUGACCAAUUUUAAAUCUCUAAGCCGAUUAGUAUAUAAAGGCUGAACGAGAUGUCUAAUUAUCAUUCAAUCAUUGGAUAUUGAAGACACAUAAACAAAAUAAUGAUUUCCAAAAUCGUUGUACUGUGUGCCUUUGUGGCAGUCUCGCAGGCCGGUCUCUUGGCUGCGCCCGUGCACUACUCUCCCGCUGAGGCUGUUUCCUCCCAAAGCAUCGUACGUCAUGAUCAGGCUCACGGCACUAAGCUUGUAGCUCCCGUUGCCAAGCUCGCCAUUGCCGCACCUGUUGCAUACCACGCUGCUCCAGCUCCAAUCGCCUACCACGCUGCCCCCGCUCCCAUUGCCUACCAUGCCCCCAUCGCCAAAGUGCUAGCUCACCGUGAAGACCAAGAAAUCGCUUAUCCAAAAUACGAGUACAACUACUCAGUAGCUGACGGUCACUCCGGCGACAACAAGUCCCAACAAGAAGUCCGCGAUGGCGAUGUUGUAAAGGGUUCAUACUCCUUCCACGAAGCUGACGGCUCUAUCAGAACUGUUGAGUACACCGCUGACGACCACAACGGUUUCAACGCGGUCGUCCACAACACUGCCCCUACCGCUGCCCCCACACACAUCAAGGCUUUGCCUGCACUCCAAUACUACCAUCACUAAAUUAUUUAGAAAUUUAGGACUGUUAUAACUCUAAUGACUGUUGAUUAUUUAAUUUAUUAUAAAGAGGCAAAUAAAGAAUUUCCUAGUGAA